AUGAUCGAGAAGCUCAUGAAAAGAAAUGAGUACAAUCAUCUCGCGAAGAAGGUGCGUCAGUAUGAUGAUCUCGAAAAAGCUUUGCAAAGUAACGAGAUGGAGGCUUUGUACAACUUGUGCAUGAACCAUAAUCGUGAAAACAGAGCGAAAAAACAACUUUCGGCAGUCAAGCCACUUUUACAAAAGUAUGGAUCCAACAACUUGCGGAACGAUCUUGGUAAUCUAGCUGAGAAUGAUGGGUAUAAUCAGCAAAUGAUAAAGCAUCUUUCGCAAGAGAUACGACGGAAAGAGUGGCUAAAAACAAAAAUGUCGAUCGACGAAGUUUUUGAUCUGUUGCACUUCGGCGACGAUCUUACUACUGACAUACAAGCUGGAAAAUUCGACGAGCUGAAGGAGUACAUGUUAUCGCUUGGCCGCAAAAAGUAUAAAGAUCAAGUCAGUGACCACGUCGAUGACGAGCUUGUCAAGUUUUUGAUAAGUAAAUUUGGUGGGGAUGGAAACUUUGUGAAGCAAAUGAGUAAAGCAAAGUUAUCUGGAGUAAACGACGAGAGUGUGAGUGGUUUGGAAUCAGCAUUAUUUCGCACGUGGCAUGGAGAAACAGAGCUGGCGGUGUGGAAUCGACUUCAAUUUGGCAACGACGCACUUGAAGCAUUGACAAGCGGAAAAGUGGAGAUUGCUCAUAAAUACUAUACUGAAAGCGGUUCAAGUGAAAAUUAUAUUGCUAUUGAUUAUUUUCAAACUUCUUUUCCAAUACCAAGAGUGACAGUGGCACUUGCACUUGCGAAGCUUGAGCCUGCCACGAGUGAAUUUGCGACGAUGAUGCAGCACGAGCAAAUCAAAUUUUGGCUUUCUAAAAAUCACGAUACAUCAGUAGUUUUUGAUUUUUUGAAGUUCAGCAGGAAUCCCAUGAAUAGAUUUCUAGAUGUCAAGCUGGAAGCUUUGAGCUUCUACAUUAGUCUCUUGAAUCCUACGCAACCCUAUGUAAAGGCAGGGGAUUUGUGGGAUCUAGCACGCCUGGCUGUCGGAUCAAGCAUAGAAAACGACCCAGCAAGGUUGUUACCGUGUGACAUUCCACUCUUAGAAUUGCUUUUUGGAAAAUGGAGGUCCAGAAACAUUCCAUCAGAUGAACUUUACGAACAAAUUCACGGUGGCAAAAUGGCUGAUGCUGAUUAUACCGAUCAAUCAGUAGUAGAUGAAUACAAGAAUUUCGGCAAAGUUGAUGGUAGCAUAGUCAUCACGUCUGUCCCUUUUCCGAGGCGCUCUUAG
Molecule: messenger RNA, 1266 nt
Organism: Plasmopara halstedii
Lineage: Eukaryota; Oomycota; Peronosporomycetes; Peronosporales; Peronosporaceae
Exons: 1
Coding region: 1-1266 (421 amino acids)
Source: RefSeq, a predicted model, not a curated record